Mercurialis annua (annual mercury) is the source of this 1056-nucleotide messenger RNA. RefSeq names its product 60S ribosomal protein L7a-2-like. Bases 113 to 889 code for a protein of 258 amino acids. Gene Ontology annotation, biological process: ribosome biogenesis. Gene Ontology annotation, cellular component: ribonucleoprotein complex. The record is from RefSeq and is a predicted model, not a curated record. NCBI's taxonomy places the organism in Eukaryota, Viridiplantae, Streptophyta, Magnoliopsida, Malpighiales, Euphorbiaceae. The transcript is spliced from 7 exons.
GAGCUAAUUUUAGGGUUUGGGCUUAUACUUCACUUAUACUUUCACCUCCCAUUUUCUCUUCUUUUCCACUUCCACUAUACCCUAACAGCAGCGGCGCAUCUCCUCCGCCACCAUGGCUCCUAAAAGAGGUGUGAAAGCCCCAGCCUUGGCAAAGAAGAAACCAGAAAAGGUUUUGAAUCCCUUGUUUGAGAAGCGGCCGAAGCAGUUUGGAAUUGGUGGUGCUCUGCCACCUAAGAAGGACUUGACCAGGUUUGUCAAGUGGCCUCAUGUUGUUCGUAUUCAGAGGCAAAGGAGAAUUCUCAAGCAGCGUUUGAAGGUUCCUCCUGCUGUUAACCAGUUCACUAAAACGCUCGACAAGAACCUCGCCACUCAACUCUUCAAGUUGUUGCUCAAGUAUAGACCUGAGGACAAGACAGCUAAGAAGGAAAGGCUUCUUGUAAGAGCACAAGCUGAAGCUGAGGGGAAAACUGUGGAAUCAAAGAAGCCCAUUGUUGUGAAAUACGGGCUUAACCAUGUUACUUACCUCAUCGAGCAGAACAAGGCUCAGUUAGUAAUUAUUGCUCAUGAUGUUGAUCCAAUUGAGCUUGUUGUUUGGUUGCCUGCCUUGUGCCGGAAAAUGGAGGUUCCAUAUGCAAUUGUCAAGGGCAAGUCUCGUCUCGGAGCGAUUGUCCAUCAGAAGACAGCUGCAGUUUUGUGCCUUACAUCAGUGAAAAAUGAAGAUAAAUUGGAAUUUAGCAAGAUUUUGGAGGCAGUUAAGGCCAACUUUAAUGACAAAUUUGAUGAGCACCGCAAGAGGUGGGGUGGUGGCAUCAUGGGAUCAAAAUCUCAAGCAAAGACUAAGGCCAAGGAGCGAGUGUUAGCAAAGGAAGCUGCACAGAGAAUGAAUUGAUCAUCUAGCGCAGUGUACAAGUUUUUAUCCUGAAAGUAACUUAAUCUUGCAUUUUAUUUCUGAUUACAUGGUUUUGUUUUCAGUGAACAAGUUGUUCAUCCAUCUUGUAGCUCAGAUAUUAUCUUUAUUUAAAUUUCUGGUAUGCAAAAGGAUUAUUUAUAGGCUUA